AUGACACUUGCUGAGAUUUCAGAGCGCUGCCACAAUAUCACCUCUAGCUAUCUUGCUAAUUCAAAUGGUUCCGCGAUAGUGGAAGCUACUAAAGAGGCAAUUCAAAUAACCCGGCAACAAUUCUUGCAAGAGGUCUUCACUCGUUGGGAUCCUUUCGGAGAUCGGCUUUCCUUCUCGUACAAUGGCGGCAAAGACUGCCAGGUGCUUUUGAUCUUGUAUUUGUCGUGCAUGUGGGAGUACUUUGUGACCAACAUUAGAUCAUCCCAGUACUCUUCCCAGUACCAUCAGUUUCCCCUACAGUUUUUACCCACAGUUUACAUUAACCAAGCAGAGACCUUUGGCACACUCGAGAAUUCCAUUGAGUCUACCAGAAUACGGUAUUUUCUUUCAGUUUACGAAUCGCCGCGAAAUCAAACGAGCAUGCCUGAAGCGUUUAGAAACUAUUUGGAUGUAAACUCCAACACAGAGGCGAUAAUAAUAGGAAUUCGUCACACGGAUCCUUUCGGGGCAGAUCUUACGUGCAUUCAAGAAACAGAUAGCGGCUGGCCCCGUUUUAUGCGGGUACAACCUCUACUGCAUUGGAAGCUUGCGAAUGUAUGGAGUUUGCUGUUAUAUUCUAACGAAGAAAUUUGCGGGCUCUAUGAAAAAGGCUUUACAUCCAUAGGCGGUAUAAACUCUACGGUUCCGAAUCCUUCCUUAAGUAUGAAACUGGAACUAGGACAUUCGACAUUAAAAAAUGAGUUCGAGUGGGAAAUCAUGCAUGCAUAUGGCAAGAAGGAAGCUUCUGAUGAAGUUUGCGUAUCUAAACUAUCUGCCUCCGACGAACGGCUAUUGCAAAACAAAGGACAUUUGGAUUAUUACCCAGGUUGGUAUAUGAUUGACGAUUCUUUAGAGAGAGCAGGACGAAGCCGAAGCUAA
Molecule: messenger RNA, 918 nt
Organism: Lachancea nothofagi CBS 11611
Lineage: Eukaryota; Fungi; Ascomycota; Saccharomycetes; Saccharomycetales; Saccharomycetaceae
Source: the annotation of a GenBank genome assembly